AUGCCAAAGAUCUGCUGUUUCCAUGGCAUUCCGUUGACAAGGGCUUAUUUAGGGUCUCCAGAAGAGCGGGGCUCUUCAGAAAGGAAGGGAGGAUUGGGUAGUGUGGCCGGACUUGGAUCGUAUCAGGAAAUCUCCAAGGGCUGCAGAUGUGAUCCGGGGAUUCGCUGUACUCCUAAGAAUUGCUUGAGGAGAAGAGAUGCCGGGUUGUUGAAUCAGUUGCAAGAACUUGACAAGCAGAUAAGUGACCUGAGACUGGAUGUUGAAAAGACGUCUGAAGAGCCGCUGGAGACCGACAGCCGGCCUAGCUCAGGGUUUUAUGAGCUGAGUGAUGGGGCUUCAGGAUCCCUUUCUAAUUCCUCUAACUCCGUGUUCAGCGAAUGUUUGUCCAGCUGCCAUUCCAGCACCUGCUUUUGCAACCCCUUGGAGGCAGCUUUGACGAUCUCAGACGGUUGCCCCAAAUCUGCAGAUGUGAAUCCUAAAUACCAGUGUGACCUUGUGUCUAAAAACGGCAAUGAUGUCUAUCGAUAUCCCAGUCCACUUCAUGCUGUGGCUGUGCAGAGCCCAAUGUUUCUCCUCUGUCUGACGGGCAACUCUCUGAGGGAAGAGGAGGGGCUUGGGAACCAUGCCAGUGACCUUUGCGUCGGGUCAGAACUGAAUGCCAUCAAAACAGACGAUUCCUUGCCAUCUCCGAGCAGUUUGUGGCCGACUUCCCAUCCUUCAUCCAGUAAGAAAAUGGACGGCUACAUUCUGAGCCUGGUCCAGAAGAAAACACACCCCGUAAGGACCAACAAACCUAGAACCAGUGUGAACGCGGAUCCUACCAAGGGGCUUUUGAGGAACGGCAGUGUGUGUGUCCGGGCCCCUGGCGGUGUCCCACAGGGCAGUGGUGUGAACCUUAAGCAUGCGACACCGAUGAUGAUGUGUCUGCCCUCGGGGGGAAUGUCCUCUUUGGAAAACGGGCCAUUCUCCCCACCGAAGCAGAGGUCAAAAGACUCCAAGCCGGAGCAGCUGGAGAGCAAGAGGCUGGCUCCGCCGCCAGAGGGCUGCUCGGUAGGCGCUGCCGUGGAACCCCAAAGCAAGCAUCUGCCCAAACCCGCCAAAGCAGCCCCUCCAGAGCUCGCAAAGUGUCCUGCAGCGGGGCUGGGGGAAUCGCCGAAGGAAAGCCACCAGGUCCCGGCGGGUUCUCCGAAAACAAGUCCCGCCAGAGGCCCCGCCGCCCCGGGGGAGAGCAAAGCCCCGCCGCAGCCCCCGAAAAAGAUGCCGCCGAAGAGCGGCCUGCCGACCUUGGACUUCAAAAGCGAGGGCUCGACUCCGAGCCUCGAAGACGGGCCUCUGGUGAAAGCGCAUUUCAUCCCGGGGCAGCAGCCGCCGCCGCUGCAGCAGCUGCAGCCGCAGCAUCAGCAGCUGCAGCCGGCGGGCGCCAGGCCCCACCGCGCACACCGGGGCCGGCGGGAGCCCGCGGGCGCCUACCCGGUGGCCGUGGCGCUGCCCUACGCCAGCCCCUACGCCUACGUGGCCAGCGACUCCGAGUACUCGGCCGAGUGCGAGUCGCUCUUCCACUCCACGGUGGUGGACACGAGCGAGGACGAGCAGAGCAACUACACCACCAACUGCUUCGGCGACAGCGAGUCGAGCGUGAGCGAGGGCGAGUUCGUGGGCGAGAGCACCACCACCAGCGACUCCGAGGAGAGCGGGGGUCUGAUCUGGUCGCAGUUCGUCCAGACCCUCCCCCUGCAGACGGUCACGGCCCCAGAGCUGCACGCCUGCCCCAGGAAGACCUUUGUCAAGAUCAAGGCUUCGCAUAACCUCAAGAAGAAGAUCCUCCGCUUCCGGUCUGGCUCCUUGAAACUGAUGACGACCGUCUGAGUAGCUGGUGGAGCGAGUGUCUUACAUUCCUACCCCCCUCCCCAAACCCCCAAGUCUCUGAAAACAAAAGAAAA
Messenger RNA from Peromyscus maniculatus bairdii (prairie deer mouse), 1940 nucleotides. NCBI's taxonomy places the organism in Eukaryota, Metazoa, Chordata, Mammalia, Rodentia, Cricetidae. The record is from RefSeq and is a predicted model, not a curated record.